Anoplopoma fimbria (sablefish) is the source of this 3930-nucleotide messenger RNA. RefSeq names its product golgi associated, gamma adaptin ear containing, ARF binding protein 3a (gene gga3a). Gene Ontology annotation, cellular component: trans-Golgi network. The coding region runs from base 134 to 2428 and encodes 764 amino acids. Gene Ontology annotation, molecular function: phosphatidylinositol binding; ubiquitin binding; small GTPase binding. The transcript is spliced from 17 exons. The record is from RefSeq and is a predicted model, not a curated record. Lineage: Eukaryota; Metazoa; Chordata; Actinopteri; Perciformes; Anoplopomatidae. Gene Ontology annotation, biological process: vesicle-mediated transport; intracellular protein transport.
UCAAGCUGUGUGCGAGCCGCUGUUCAACCCUGGGGAAGAACAUGAAGAAGAACUUGCUACUCGCGACUCCCAUUUGUCCGAUCGCAAGUGAAGGCAGCACGGGUCACGCGUUGUUUGUGUCGGGGUUGGAGACAUGGCGGACGAUGGAGAAUCUCUGGAGUCCUGGCUUAACAAAGCCACCAACCCCUCUAACAGACAGGAAGACUGGGAGUACAUAAUGGGAUUCUGUGACCAAGUUAACAAGGAACUGGAAGGCCCGCAAAUAUCUGUCAGGCUGCUGGCUCACAAGAUCCAGUCCCCUCAGGAGUGGGAGGCGAUACAGGCAUUAACGGUUCUCGAGGCCUGCAUGAAGAACUGUGGGCGACGGUUUCACAAUGAAGUUGGGAAAUUUCGUUUUUUAAAUGAAUUGAUCAAGGUGGUGUCGCCCAAAUAUCUAGGGGACAAAGUAUCCGAGGGAGUGAAGACCAAAGUGAUCGAGAUGCUGUACAGCUGGACUGUGUCUCUACCAGACGAAGCAAAGAUCUUUGAAGCGUAUGAGAUGCUGAAGUCACAGGGUAUUGUUUUAGCUGACCCAGAAGUCCCUCUUGAUGCUACUUUAAUACCGUCGCCUUCUCCGCGACCCAAGAAUCCCGUGUUUGAUGACGAGACGAAGAGCAAGAGAUUAGCUGAGCUGCUGAAGAGCAAAAAGCCUGAAGAUCUGCAAGAGGCAAAUCGGCUCAUAAAGAACAUGGUCAAGGAGGAUGAGGUGAGAACACAUAAAGCAAAAAAGCAACAAAGCACACUGGAGGCAGUCAACAGCAGCGUCAAGCUCCUUAACGAGAUGCUGGCUCACUUCAGCCGCGAAGACUCCACGGACGGAGACAAGGAGCUCAUUAGGGAGCUGUAUGGGGAUUGCGACAAGCUGAGGCAAACUGUGUUUCAGCUGGCCACUGAGACGGAGGACAACGACAGCAACUUGGGAGACAUCCUGCAGGCCAGUGAUGACCUCUCCCAUGUCAUCAAUUCCUAUAAGAAGAUUGUGGAAGGACAGAUCAUCAAUGGAGAGACUGAGCAAACACAAUUAUCAGUCAGACAAGGUCGCACAAACCAGUCCGAGAUUCUGAUUGACCUGGUGGGUCUGGACAUCCAGGGCGUCUCUCAACCCCUGACGUCUCUGUCUCUUCCUGCUGACCUUCUGUGUGGGUCCGCUGCCAAGGACCCUCAGUCCCCCAGCCCCAGUGGUCCCUCUGCAGCACUGGCUCUGCUGGAUGAAGAGCUACUAUCUUUAGGCCUCAACGAACCUGCUCCCGCUCCAAGUAAAUCCGCACAUGUAAACCUUAACAAUGGUUUGCCUUCUCUACAGGAUUCCAGUCAUGAUUUUGAUUUUUUUGACAUCACUUCGCCUUCGGCUCCCUCGUUCUCGACAUCAUCACUCUUUCCAGACGCCCUUUCUGUGACAGCUGACCCAGUCAAGUCUUCCUCAACUGCCUCUGCCUUAAGCCUCCCUGGUUCCGUUUUCUCCGAGCCUCCAGUUUCUACAGUAUCCGUCUCAACCGCAUCAGUCAUGUUGCCCCACCCCUUCAGCUCAGUAUUGACCGCCAGGGCCCCCGCUGCUCCUCCUCAGUCAUUCAGCGUGGCCUCCCCUGCUCCCUCGGCCGUCCCUGUCACUUCACAACAGGUCUCCACUUCACCUGGAGCGGCACACACGACUUCUCUCAGUCACAAUCUGCAAGACCUCGCUCUGCUGGAUCUGGGCAGUCCUAAAAUCACACCUGCUGUGAUGGACUUUGGCAGCUCGCUGGUCCAGAGUGAGGACCUGCUCGCUCCCGCUGCCCCGUUCUCCAGCUUUGGUGUCACCUCCACCGCCGCAUCCAACUCACUGCUCCUAGGAGAGAUGCGGGCUGGGUCCACUCCCCCUUCUGCCAAGAGCCAGGCAGAUGACAGCCCUCUGUUACGCUCUCUGUCCCCCAUCAUGCCUCUGAGCCAGGCCAGCCCAGGCAAAGGACAAGAGGUGUCCCUGACCAAUGUCUUUGUCCCUUUGGAUGCCAUCAAGCCAAGUAAAGUGUGUCCUGUGACGGCUUAUGACAAAAACGGAGUUCGUAUUCUGCUGCAUUUCGCCACCGACUGUCCAGCAGGCCGACCCGAUGUACUGGUGAUGGUGGCGUCCAUGCUCAACACAGCCCCGCAGCCUGUCAGGAACAUUGCUCUACAGGCUGCUGUGCCCAAGACGAUGAAAGUGAGACUGCAGGCGCCCUCAGGGACGGAGCUGGCUCCUUUUAACCCGAUCCUUCCCCCUGCUGCCAUCACUCAGGUCAUGCUGCUUGCAAAUCCUCUCAAGGAAAAGGUGCGGAUGAGAUACAAACUGACAUUCACGCUGGGAGAGCAGCCACACUCGGAAGUUGGGGAAGUGAAUGAGUUUCCGCCUGCUGACAGAUGGGGGGCUCUAUAGCCCAGCAUUUCCACACAACUAGACAAUUUAAUUUGUCAGUGCAGCUCCGAGCUCAAGAGAAAGGGCAGUAUUGGAAGACUUGAAGGGAAAAAUUUGAGGUUUUUCUGCUUGAGAUGGCCCACUGAAGUAGCCAAAGUCCUGUAGCGUACAUCCAACUUAAACUUUACUACAGUACUAGAGGUGGUCAGUGUGGUGCAGUAACAAAUGGAGUUGAGUUUUUAAUAAUGUUAAAUAUUGCUAAGUUAUUAUCAGUUAUUAUUAUUAUUAUAAUCUUUUGUUCUUAUUGUAAUGUUCAUAUUUACUGUGUCUCAAUGCCAGACAGUGAGCAAAAACAUUGAAAGAGAUUGUGAAGCCAGGUUCGUAUAACCAUGUGAACAUGACCUUCAUCUUCACAUGAACUACUGCUUCAUCUCACAUGAACUACUGUGUAUGCCAACCACAUUUUACGCUUAAGACAUCGGACUGGAGCAGACAACAGCCCCUCUGUUGCUCCAUAAAAGGCACCCAGAGACUGGCCCAUUAAGAAUGAACUUCUUUCAAUACGCUUCACAGUCACUACUGAAUACUCAAACUUGUCUUGUGAGUUCUAUACUAACUCAUAGCUCAGACCCUUGUUACGCUUCUUAGUCUUUCAGUAUUUAUUGACCUGAAUGUGUUAUUUAUUUGGUGCUUCGGGGAGAAGGUGUCAGAUCUGUCAAUUUCCUGUAUGGUAUAGAAAUCGGCGGCUGCGUUCCUUUUGCAAACUGUUCUUAUGUUGGACACUUCCAGUAUUGCAGUAUGGUCAGAACAAAUCUGUAGCCGGCUGUCAAUCAGGCUUUUUGUUACCAAAUAUAUAUAGACCGCUUAUAAUAUGUUACAUUAUGUAGCAACAGGGUGGAUGCUACAUGUCCAGGCUGUGCACUUUGGAUAUCAAUUUAAUAUAAAAUAUGAAAUUCCUGCAAGAUAAAACAGCAGCCUUGUGCCAGAGACAGGAGCCCCUUUUGCUUGGUAGGUGCAACAUGAGCUAUUGAGGCGACGGAUCAAUUGUAUGCAUAAAGUGGAUGUGCUUUAGGAAGCGCUGACCUGCAGCCAGUGAAUCCCUGGGUAUUGUUUGACGUUAAUUAAAUGCAGUGCAUAGCUUUGCCCGUGUUACCGCUGUUCGACAAUGUUGUGGAAUCCAGGCUAAAAGGGUAGGUUAUUUCGUCGCCCUGAGUCAACUGUAAAUGUUUAGCUUGUGCGUGACUCUCCUCUAUCAGUUAAGGACGAUAUUUCUUUAAGGCUUGAGAAAAUACUGUAGAUCAAUUGUAAAACCUUGAUGGUUAAGUCAAAGUUUCAAGCUUACUGUGUGUUCAUCAAAAACUGUGACUUCUUUAUUUUUGUCUUUCUUAGAGCUAGAAAGGAGAUUCUCUACAUAUUUCUUAUAGACCUGUUUGUCUUAGGUUGUUAAAUGAAGGUGUCAUUGCAUAUUUUGAAAAGCUAUUCCUGUGCAUGGAAGAAUAAAGAAUGAGAUGGAUAUAUUUGUA